Messenger RNA from Telopea speciosissima, 1773 nucleotides. RefSeq lists its product as uncharacterized. Bases 330 to 1664 code for a protein of 444 amino acids. The record is from RefSeq and is a predicted model, not a curated record. The transcript is spliced from 4 exons. Lineage: Eukaryota; Viridiplantae; Streptophyta; Magnoliopsida; Proteales; Proteaceae.
UUUGUUUGAUAUGCUAGGAUUUUGUGGGGAUGCUACAUUACUCAAGAAGUUCAGGUUCCCAAAGGAGAUGAACAACGUUGUUGGAGUGGACAGCGUCUUGGUGUUUUUCAUGGGCAUCUUUUUAUGAUAGUUGAGGUCUAGCGCAAGGAGUUGGCUGUUUGAUGUUAGUGAUUGAUCUAAUGCUUUGAGCUGGCCAUUGAGGAGUUUUGAGGGGGUCAACGAAAAAUCCACUGUUUCUGUGAGUUGCAUAAAAAAUAGCUAAAACGGGGUCACUGUGUUGUGUGGCUGCAAGGCCACAUGGAUCCAAUACGACUAGCAGAGAGUGGUCCAUGGAUCCCAGUGAACCUUACUGGCGAACAAACUCAAGCUUUUCUCCUCCUCUAUCUGGAAGAGGGGAUUAUAGGCUCCAGUCUGAAGGCCUACCAUAUGCUAGACACAAUGCUGUUCAACUUUAUGGGUCUUCUCUCUCAUCAAACAGUAAAGAAAGCAGGGGUCAGUGGAGAGAUGAUAAUCUUCCUCAUCACCAGUAUUCUGCUUCUGAUCGCUUUGGGUCAUAUUUCAGCAGUCCAUCGGAUAGUUUUCAGACUCCACAGUGGACCCCUCCACCUAGGCAGGGGGUGAAUAUCGAUGAUUAUGUGUCUGCAGUAAUGAGAGAGCCAGUUUCAGAGCCAUUAUCUUCAACACCAUCUAUGGAGAGGACUUCGGCUGUCGACUACAGUGCAGGAUCCUCUUCAUCCGGGUCAGAUGGUAGUGAAUACGGGCCCAUUGCCAAGAUGCACACUUCCUCAAAUCGCAACUCCUCGAGUCGUCGUUUGUUCAUGUCCAAGCCCAUCCAUCCGGUAGCCUUUCCAAACCAAACUGAGAGAGAAACUCAUGGAAACAUUUCUACUGGAAAUACCGUUGACCUGUCUAACCACAGUGAGAACAGGACUACUCGACAUUUGGAUCCAAAAUCUAUUCAAAUUUUUGCAGAGCUUCAAUCUAUUUCUGGAGUUUCAGAGUUUGAUGCUACCACACCCCACAGAGAAACACUACGGUGGAGCAGUGCUAGUAGUAGCGUUGAUUUCAAUGAUGUUUCUGAGCAGUUGGAUUCUGAAAACAUUUCCCCAUGUAAUCUAACAGAGAGCUUCAGAUGCGGAUUGUGUGAUAAGUUCCUGUCCCAGAAAUCACCGUGGAGUGCUCGUAGGAUUGUGAGGAGUGGGGACAUGCCGGUCACUGGAGUUCUUUCAUGUUGUCAUGUUUUCCAUGCAGACUGCUUGGAGCAGACAACCCCGAAGACACACAAACUUGAUCCUCCUUGCCCUCUAUGUGUGAGAUCAGAGGAAAUUGUGGCGGAGCAUGGGGCUUUUUCCAGGUUGAGGAAUGGGUUCUCAAGGCUCAAAUCAUUUCGUGAGGAAGGACCAUCAAGGCCUUGGGGUUGUGGGCAGGUAGGAGAUUGUGUUGAGGGUGCUUUGCAUGCACCCCCUCGCAACACUCUAGUGUUGCUGAAUCAAAGCCGCCUCAAGAAGCACCACUCCUUGAACAGUAAUUCAAGUAAGGGUGUUCCUGAUAAAUUGAAGAAAAAUAUGUCACAUUCCUCGCAUAUACUCAACAGAAUAUCUGUUGAUCAUGGAGCCGGUGGUUGCUCAAAGAUAGUGGCAGAACCGGCACUGAAGAGAUGUUGAAACAUUGUAGGUUAUUGUGUUGUAGGGGUUUACAUUUUCCUACCCUAAUCUAAUUGGUUUUAUAUCACAAUUUGGCUUAACCAAUGAUUGUUAGAUUAAAGUAGAUUUA